GAUCACGAGUGCUCUCCCACCGCCACCACCACCCACCAGCGCAAGGCCACGCCACCGCUCCUUACCUUUUCCCCUCUUUUGUUCUUUCAUUCGCGAAUCCCGUCUUCUUCCUUUCUUGGCCUUCUCCAUCGGGCCCUCCUCACCGCCGAGAAGAGAUCUCCUCUCCCACACGAGGAGGACAGCAGGGGAGAGCGAUGGGCGGGCGGGUGGAUCACGAGUACUCUUACCUGUUCAAGAUGGUGCUCAUCGGGGACAGCGGCGUCGGCAAAUCCAAUAUCCUCUCUCGCUUCACGCGCAACCACUUCUCCCUCGACUCCAAGUCCACCAUCGGCGUCGAGUUCGCCACCAAGUCCCUGCAGCAAAGAAGGUUGUUGGCAUGGCUUACUCUCUAUACCAAGACAAAGUACUAAUGAAGAAGAAACAGAUGGAUGGCAAAACAAUAAAGGCUCAGAUCUGGGACACAGCUGGGCAGGAAAGGUACCGUGCAAUUACAAGUGCCUACUACCGUGGUGCCGUGGGAGCCCUGCUUGUGUAUGACAUCACAAAGAGGCAGAGCUUCGAGAAUGUUCACAGGUGGCUUCGUGAACUCCGUGACCAUGCUGACUCCAGUAUUGUGAUAAUGAUGGUCGGUAACAAAUCUGACCUAAUCCACUUGAGAGCUAUCUCUGAGGAUGAAGGCAAAGCGCUGGCUGAGAAGGAGGGGUUAUUCUUCCUUGAGACGUCAGCUAUGGAGGCUAUAAACGUUGAGGAAGCCUUCCAGACUAUUAUCACGGAGGUCUAUGGCAUUGUCAACAGGAAAGCGCUGGCUGCCAAAGAAGCAGCUGCUACAACUGCUACAUUGCCUUCCCAGGGCAAAACCAUCAGCAUUGACAGCACUGCAGGAAAUACAAAGAGGGCAUGCUGCUCUACCUAAAAAUGUAAUUGGGCUUCAAACGUCAAAUUGGACAGAACCUUGGCGAAAAUUGUUGGUAUAAAAUGGAGCAUAGUGAUCACAAAUGGUGUGGAGGCAAUAUCUACUCUUAUUCUAUUCUUUUCUUUUCCUUAUUGUGUGGACAAAAUAGAGUACAAGUUGUUUGUCUAGUGUUUCUGAAUCAAAAGUUAGAUAUUUGUAUUAGGAUUCAUACCAUUUAUGUUCUCAAAGUUAAAGUGACCUUGCAAUAUAACUCUGAAUCAUAUAGUCUCAAGUUACUACAAAAUUCAAGUGUGAAUUUAUCAUGCUUACAUUC
Sorghum bicolor (sorghum) is the source of this 1226-nucleotide messenger RNA. RefSeq names its product ras-related protein RGP2. The record is from RefSeq and is a predicted model, not a curated record. Gene Ontology annotation, molecular function: GTP binding; GTPase activity. The transcript has 3 exons. Bases 377 to 913 code for a protein of 178 amino acids. NCBI's taxonomy places the organism in Eukaryota, Viridiplantae, Streptophyta, Magnoliopsida, Poales, Poaceae. Gene Ontology annotation, cellular component: endosome.